Messenger RNA from Protobothrops mucrosquamatus (brown spotted pit viper), 5187 nucleotides. Its product is annotated as kinesin-like protein KIF27. The transcript has 17 exons. Gene Ontology annotation, biological process: microtubule-based movement; mitotic spindle organization. The coding region runs from base 349 to 3369 and encodes 1006 amino acids. The record is from RefSeq and is a predicted model, not a curated record. Gene Ontology annotation, molecular function: microtubule motor activity. Lineage: Eukaryota; Metazoa; Chordata; Lepidosauria; Squamata; Viperidae.
AUAUGUGUUUAUAAUUUUUGCAUAUUAUACUUGGGUUAUAUACGAUAAAAUAUAUACAAUUAAUGAGAUACAGUACUUACAGCAGCAAACCUCACAAUGCAGCAUUUGUAUUUGUGGCAAACCUCACAAUGCAGUUUAGAGAACUUUCCAUUUCAUAUGUUCAGUCAUUUAUCCUAUUCUCUCUUUAUUACCUAGCAGGCUCUUGCAACAGAUGCAGAAGUCUUCAGUGAAAAAGAACUGGAGAUAAAAAUAUUGCAAGAUCAGAUACAAAAGCUGAUACAAGAAAAUCGUGAAUAUCUGGAAUCAUUAAAGGAAGCACAAGAUACAAAUAGGUUACAGAAUGAAAAAAUGGUAGAGCAACGACUUAUAAUUAACCAGCUAAAUGACAAAUUGGACAAAAUGGCAAAAGCAUCUGCCUCUAAUGGUGCUUCUGGGGAUGGACCAGCUGCAAUAAUAUCAACUAAAAGGCCCUAUAGUGUCCCAUUAACUAAAAGUUUGAUGCAGAUGAAUAACAUACCAUUAAGAUUGGAUUCUCGAAAGGUACACACAAGCCCUCCGAUGUAUUCCUUAAGUAAAGUUAUAGCUGGAUUUCAGACCCGUAAUCAGAUCAUGUUGGAUCACAUAGAAGAGCAAGAUGAAGUCCUUCAUUAUUGCUUUUCUGAUCACAGUGAUGAUGAUGAUGAUGAAAACAAUGCCAAGACUAGAAGGAGAUUCAGAUUUAGACGUUCCUUAAACCGUACAUGGACACGGAAGCAGGCUCCUUCUACCUAUAUAACUGAAGGAAAAGACGUACAACAAAAUGCCUGUUCAGAAAUUGGAAAUCUUUCAUCAACAGAAGCUGUUACAGAUAAAGAAGGUGCAGAUAUUGAAUUGAUCAAGAAAAGUCAGAUACUAAAUGUACAAAAGUUAAAGAAUUCAGAGCUAAAACUUAUUGCUGCUAAGCAAAAAAUGAAUGAACUUACCCUUAAUAUCAGAAUGAAAGAAGAACUUAUUAAAGAAUUGGUCAAAACAGGUAAUGAUGCUCGAUCUGUAAGCCAGCAAUAUUCUCUGAAAAUAACACAGCUGGAGCAUGAAGCAGAGCAGGCCAAAAUUGAUUUAGCAGAAACACAAAAGCAGCUGCAAGAGUUAGAGAACAAGGAACUAAGGGACAUUGCUGAAAAAGCCAGAUUACAGAAAGAAUUCAGAAAAAAGAUGGAUGUAGCAAAACUGAAAGUUCAGGUCAUACAGCAAAAACAGCAGGAAACUAAGAAUCUAGCAUCAUUAUCUACCCAGAAUGAGAAACGUAGAUCAGAACUAGAACAUAAAGGUGCAGAUAUUGAAUUGAUCAAGAAAAGUCAGAUACUAAAUGUACAAAAGUUAAAGAAUUCAGAGCUAAAACUUAUUGCUGCUAAGCAAAAAAUGAAUGAACUUACCCUUAAUAUCAGAAUGAAAGAAGAACUUAUUAAAGAAUUGGUCAAAACAGGUAAUGAUGCUCGAUCUGUAAGCCAGCAAUAUUCUCUGAAAAUAACACAGCUGGAGCAUGAAGCAGAGCAGGCCAAAAUUGAUUUAGCAGAAACACAAAAGCAGCUGCAAGAGUUAGAGAACAAGGAACUAAGGGACAUUGCUGAAAAAGCCAGAUUACAGAAAGAAUUCAGAAAAAAGAUGGAUGUAGCAAAACUGAAAGUUCAGGUCAUACAGCAAAAACAGCAGGAAACUAAGAAUCUAGCAUCAUUAUCUACCCAGAAUGAGAAACGUAGAUCAGAACUAGAACAGAAUAUUAAUCACAUGAAAAAUCAACAAGCCCAAUUACAGAAAAAAUUGCGGGAGGAGAGUGAAAAAAAGAAAAUACUGGAAGCAGGAAUUCAGCAGGAUCAAUCAAAAAUCAAGGAACUUCAGCAAAAGACAGAACAGCAGGAGAAGAUUCUAAAGCUAAAGGAUGAAGAGAUUGCUGCAUUUAAGAAAAGAAACUCAACUGGGACUCCCCAACAACUGCAGAAAUUAGAAGAGAAAAAGAAAUGCUUAGAUGAAGAACUAGAAAAGAUUUUGCACCAGCAUCAAGAGUUAGCUGCUUUGGAGGAAGAUUUAAAAAGAAGAGAAGCGAUUAUUUUAAAGAAGGAAACACUGAUGCAGGAGAAAAGCCAUUUGGAAAUUAAAAAACUCAGAUCCAGCCAGGCUCUCAAUGAAGAUAGUUUGAAAUUAUCUACCCGUCUAAGUAUGUUAGAUCAAGAACUUUGUGACAAAAAUAAGCAGCUUCAGAGGAGUGCCACUGAUGAACAAGGGAAGAUUUUUGAAGAGGUUCAGGCUUUGCAAAAAGAAAGGGAUCAGCUGUUGAAAAGAAGAAAUAGCGUGGAUGAGAAAUUAAAGAAUGGCAGAGUGUUAUCACCAGAAGAAGAGCAUGUUUUAUUCCAGCUUGAGGAAGGAAUUGAAACCUUGGAAGCGGCCAUUGCUUAUAAGAACGAAAGUAUACAAAACCAUCAAAACUCAAUCAGAGUCUCCUCACAGAUUCUUACACAAAGUGAAGCCAGUGUGAUGGGAAAGUUGGUAUCAUUGUCCACAACUGAACUGCGUGCAAUUCUUUUAAAGUAUUUUAACAAGGUUGUUCGACUCCGUGAGAGUGAACGUAAAUUGCAACUGCAGUCUGAAGAACUGAGAAUGAGGGCAAUGGAACAAGAAAAUAUAAUAAGAGAACUUGAAUUGGCACUUGAACAUCUCAUGCUGCAAUGUGACAGGCGCCUCACCCUUCAACAGAAAGAACAUGAACAAAAGAUUCAGUUGAUACUACUUCACUGUAAAGACCAAGAAGGUGAAAAUACUGCAGAAACUAUUAAAGUCUAUGAAGCUAAAGUUCAGCAGUUGGAACGAGAUUUGUUUUUUUAUAAGAAAACCAGCCGAGAGUUAAAGAAGAAAUUAAAGGAUCCUGUUGGGGAAUCAACGUAUCACUCUUUAAAACAAACUAAAUGUUAUGCUUCUAAUGAGGGGAUGCUAAAUCAAGAAGAAACAAGUAUUUCUUUAGAAGAACAAGGACAGAGACUCCAAACUGUAGAGAAAUCAAAAGAAAUAAACUGCACUGUAGGUGAUAUAGGAACACAGCAGACUUCAACCGAGACACUUGAGGAGGAAGCUAUAGAAGCAGUACUUUCUACCUCUAAUAAUCGUGAGGAGCCAACAGGGAAAGUACAACAUUUCACAAAAUCUCAUUCACAAGCAUUUAGUCACUCACAGACAGGCAACCCAGUGACCCAAUUUCAAGGACUAACUCCAGUAAAAUUUUCCCGUAAAGAAUUACGCCAUAUCCCAGCUGCUGAGCUUUCAUCAAGACGAGCUACUAUAAAUUCGGUUGCUGCAGAUUCCAUUGAAAUGCCUAGAAAAUCUUAUGACCAUACUAUGUAAUUCAGAUGACAAUUCAGAAAGUAAUUUUGCAAUUUCUUAUUUUUCCACAUUAUUUCAGGAAGUUAUGAUGUUUGUGUAAAUUAUUGUUAGCAGUUAUUCUUCACCUUGGUCUUUCAUUUUCCUUUAAAGAAACCUAAUUCCUUUUUGGCAUUGGUAUGGUAGUAUAUAAAGGGGAACAAUAAUUUUGUCUUUAAAGAAUCUUUUUACUUACAUUUUUAUUAAUACAUUUCUUUAUUCUUUUAAUACUGUGCAGCAUUAUACUGUUCUAAAUAAUAUAGAGAAUUGGUUCACACAAUCCUGGUAGCAUACUAAUGAGAACAAAGAAAGCAUAAAUAACAAGGUAUUCAAUACCUUCCAUGAUUAUGAAAAAAAAGCCCCAUGGUGCAGAAAGGGCUAUCAUUUUAUAUGUAAUUGAUAAUUUUUAGAUAAAUCAAUUGCCCUGAUAACCAUAUAGAUAUGGACAGCAUACAAUGAAAUAGAAAUAUCCUUUAAAAACUAUUUUUCUAAAAUAUUAAGUAGUUAAAAGGAAAAAAUGAAAAUCCCUCAUUGCUAAAACUUACAUUUAAAAUAAAUACAUGCUUGCAUCUCAAAUGCAAACUUUAUUAAUAACUUACUUGGCUAUAAAAGUCAUAUUUGAACUAGGCCUGGAACUGUUACCAGUAUAAUUUUUAUACCAUUUUCCAAGUAAAUGUUUUUAUUCCUAUAAUCAACAUUAAAUCUGUUUCAGUGAUUGUUUAUACAAACAGGGAUGAACUCAGUCAAAUGAAUUUAAGCGUAAUAAAAAAUAUUUUGCUAUGUCAGAGAAUAUCUGUACAUCCCAGUGUUUAACCCUACGUGAAGUUAAACCUACUAAUAAAAAUAAAGCCAGAGACUCUUUACAAACCCUUUCAAAAUAUUUGGAUCCUGAGUCACUCUUCUAGGAAUAGAAGUUAUUCCUAUCCAAUAAAAGCUCCUGCCGGUGAAAGGGGCAGAGGUAAAUGUUGAUUUCCUUUUAUCUCUGGAGAGACUCUAUAGAAUAUACCAGAUUUUCAGACAUCUUUCUACCAAGAACUAUAUUUGUUUGUGUAUGGUACCUUUGUGUAUAAGUAGUUUCACAACCAGAAAUACAGAUUAUCUCUGAAAUGCAAUUUUAGAAGCAUUAAAUACUAUUUUAAAGUUGAAAUCAUCUGAAAAAUGUAAUUGCUUGACUGGUUAAAUUCAGAGCAUGUGGGAAUGGUGUUUUGGUAAGGCUUGGAGACUGCUUUGGCUUCUCCUAUCAGCAGUAGUGUUUAAGCUUGGGAAUUUUUAUCUAGGCUAUUAUUUUAUCCAAACUGAACUUUAGCCUUCAGAAACCAAAAAUAUAAGCAGACUUAUUAAGAGAGGAACACCCUAAGAUAUCUCCUUGGAUAAAAAGUUAAGAAAUGAUGGAUAGCAAUUCUGUGUUUUAGUUAUUUCCACAAAAAAAGAAACAAAGUAAAAAUGCUAAGAGUAUAAUGCACCAGCAUAUUUGCUCAAACCAGAUCAAUGUAUUAGAACUGAGUUGAAAUAACUUGAUAGUGGUGAUAUUUUUAGCUGUGUUUCUUCUAUUUAUUUUUUUUAGUUUUGUUGAUUGUUUUUGCAUAUGAUCUGAGAUUGAAAUAGUUUAAAGUUAGUGAUACAUUUUAUAUUUAGAAACUUGUAAACCCGAAUACUUUGCUAAAUGUGAGGUUGUAAUGUUUCCUUUAUUCAACAACACUGGAAUAAGUAAUGACUGAAAUGAGAAAUACUGUGUGGCCAGAAUUUUAUGGGAAAGGCUAUACAUAGCCACUAUUUUCAUUGCUUUUCUUGAUAUACACACAC